Daphnia carinata is the source of this 3065-nucleotide messenger RNA. Its product is annotated as endothelin-converting enzyme-like 1. Lineage: Eukaryota; Metazoa; Arthropoda; Branchiopoda; Diplostraca; Daphniidae. Gene Ontology annotation, cellular component: plasma membrane. Gene Ontology annotation, molecular function: metalloendopeptidase activity. Gene Ontology annotation, biological process: protein processing. The transcript has 15 exons. The record is from RefSeq and is a predicted model, not a curated record. Bases 188 to 2728 code for a protein of 846 amino acids.
CGUCAGUUAGUAGCGACUGCAACGUCGUCCCAACAGGUUCUGUUCUUGCCGCCCGGUAUAAACGUCAACCCAUCCCAGUGGAAGAGAGUUAUAUUCCACGGGCAAACAAAGGGGAUCUAUAGAUAAACUAUUUUAUAGUACACACAGCUCACUUCCAGAGCGCCAGUUAGCAACAACACAUCAAAAAAUGACACCCAAUAAAUCAGUGGAAAAUGCUGAUUCAGAAAUUGAAACAAUACCCGGCACUUGCGAUUCGGGAUGGACAGCGUGCUGGAAACAGCGCACGCUCCCCGAAAAACUGCUCCUGUCAGCGAUUGCCAUUAUUUUUAUUGGUUUCUUCGUGGCUAUGAUAGUUUUAGUUGAAAUCUAUCUGAGAUUAGAGGAUCGACUUUUAACGGCUGGAAACAAAUCGUUCAUCGUCACGGACGAUGUGAUCCCUGUAGGAUCGCUAAUUGGCAACCUGACACGGGAACCGGAUAUGUGCGUGUCAUUGGAAUGCGUAGAAGCAUCAGCGCGGAUUCUAACAGCGCUGGAUACGAAAGCCGAUCCGUGCGACGAUAUGGCCCAAUUCGCUUGCGGUGGUUGGCUCGAACGACAAGCCCGAACGCCUGGUGGUAAAGACGUCGUCCUGGUAUUAGAGAAUCUUCAAGCUUCGGUCGAUCACCAAUUGAAAUUAAUGCUGGAAAGCCCAACGAAACCGGAUGAAAUCAAAGCCAACGACAAAGUUCGCAGUUAUUUCGCGUCGUGCAUGGCUGAUCGUCAGGACCAAGUUCGUCACGCUUCCGUGAAAAAAGCCGUUGACGAACUCGGAUUCAUUGCCGCACCAUCGGAAUGGGAUCCAGCUCAAUGGGACCUAACGGAGUUGAUCGGAAAAAUCCUGAACGUGAACGGAGCACCGCUUUUUGAUCUCGUCGUGCAAGUUGACGAUCGCAACACUUCACGUUACGUGUUGAGUGUAACUUUGCCCAGGCAGAGUGGCAUCGUUCCGCAAUUCCAUUCGCCUGUUCCGCGCGACCUCUUGCAUCAACUGAACGUCAUUCGAGAAAAGAAAGAAAGGCACAGAGUGAAAAGACAAUUCCUAGGCAUGGGUGAUGGCCAACUGGAUAAUCACGAUGAAUUUCCUGAUUUCGCCAUAUUUGAAUCGUUGAACCAUCCUGAUCCAUCUCAGGACCUUGAUAACCAAUUUCUACCAGACGCCAAUUUCCUCCAAUCGAUUCAGCAAUUGUCGAGAGACGCUAGGGCUUCAGCAGCCUUCCGGUUAAUGCAGGACCUUGGGGCUUUCAAUUCUUUCUCUGGUGCCAAUGAUUACAGGAAGGAGGAAUCGGCCAUCCGCCGAGUAAUAUCUUCCAUCGAUCACCUGUUGCCCAGCGAUCGAGACCGAAAACUCAAGCAGCAAAGUUCCAAAAUACUCAACUAUUACACAGUGGAUUUGCUCCAACAACAUUUUGGCUUUAUCAACUGGCCCGUUUUGUUGCGGAAAACAUUUAGAAAAGAUGUUCCUAUGGAUACAACGGUGGUUGUUCAUUACCCGGACAUCCUUCAUCAAAUCGAGGCGAUUGUGAACGUGACAGAACCGAGAAUCCUGCACAACACUUUGCUAAUGUUAGUGGUGCGUGAUCUCGCUUUGGAGCUCUUCAAAGCACCACCUGGCAUGGACAAAUGGUCGUUUUGCAUCCAGGCAGUUAAAGGAGGAUUCGGUGAGAUUCUCAGCGGCAUCUAUCUGCAACAUUUCACUCCCGCUCAGCUAGAAAACUACCGAGUUAAGGCUGAAGAGAUGUUUGUGGCUCUUAAGGAAUCGGUAAUUGAAAUGAUUCAACAGUCCAGUUGGCCAGACUCAAUCACCAAAGUGAAAGCCUUGAAUAAAGCUCGCAAUUUAAAACCAAAUUUGGUGGCGCCUUCCAUUUUCUUCAAUCAAACUUUUCUUGAAAGCAUGGCGGCUCAGGUGAACAUCGAUGGACUGGAUUUCGUAGCGAGUACCUGGCAAAUGUACCAACUCUUCCGACGUGAUUUUUUCGACAUUUACGGCAAACCGGUUGAUGAAACAACUGUGACGUGGCAAAUGCUUGCGUAUCCGAUGAUUGCCAACGCGUUUUACUUGCAGCAUUUUAACAGCAUGGUGUUACCCCUCGGACUGUUGCACGAUCCGCUUUUUUCUCUGGACACGCCCAACUACCUCGGAUUGGGUACUCUUGGCUUCAUCGUAGCUCACGAGAUCAUGCACGGUUUCGACAAUUCCGGUGUCGAAUUCGACGAGGAAGGAGUCAGGCGGAAUUUACUUAGCCCGUCUUCGCAACGGUUGUUCCAGCAGAAAAUGACGUGCGUCAGCAAUCAAUUCUCCAACGCCUUCCGCACUGAAUAUUCCAUUAACGGAACUAGCAUUGUUCUCAAGGUGGAUGGCGAACUGACGUUAAAUGAGAACGUCGCAGAUUUGGGAGCCAUUAAAGCCAUUGUGGCAACGCAAAGAAGAAUGGCCCGUGAGAAGGGAUCCCAACCAAAUUUACCCGGUUUAAACUACACACAUGAGCAAAUCAUGUUGAUCAAUGCUGCUCAGGCUUAUUGCGCCCUGAUUACUCCGCAAGCUUACGCUCUGAUUCUCGGUAUGGACGAGCACGCUCCACCUCACGAUCGAGUCAACGGUUUCAUGAUGAACUUACCCGAAUACGGACGGAUUUUCAACUGUCCGGCCGGAACGCGCAUCAAUCCUAAAAAGAAAUGUUCCGUCUGGUAGAGAAACCCGAGUCACCUAAAUCAUUACAAUUGUGAUUAAUCAUUCUCCUAUGUAAAUAAUGAAUAUCAUUGAUAUUGUUGCGUAUUCAUCCUACGCCGUGUCCGGAGAAAGGAAAUCCUGAUGUCAGGCACAAUAGUCUGUCAUCCGCUCCGAGCUCUAUCUGUGAACAUGUACAAGUCUCAUUUUCCGCUUUGGCAUCGGCUCGGACAUUAUUCUUUUUUAUUUGUCGUUUCAUAUCCAUUAUUUCUUCUAUCGAGCUGUUAUAAUCACGGUGUGCGAGUAUAUAUGUAUACGUGUGCAGGUCACUUGAAAAUACAGGUACAUGCAUCGCUCAAAA